AUGUCUUCACUUAUCAAGAAGGAAGUCCGCUCGGAGAAGGCUCCUCAAAACCAGCUCUUUUCCCAGGCCCUUGUGGUUGGUGACAUGGUGUACGUCUCUGGCAACACGGGAGUGGACCCUGCUACAGGAAAUUUCGUCGAGGGGACCGUGGUAAGCCGCGCAACUCAGAUCCUGAAGAACAUCUCCAACAUCCUGGAGGCCACCGGAAGCCACAUUGACAAGACGGUGAAAGUGAACAUUUUCCUAACUAGCAUGAGUGACUAUGGCCUCAUGAAUGAGGCGUAUGCCAAGUUCUUCAAUAAACAGCCCAAGCCGAUUCGCACAUGUGUAGCUGUCAAGGAGUUGCCCCGGGGGACAGACGUCGAGAUGGAAGUCACGGCGCUACUGUAA
Aspergillus chevalieri is the source of this 390-nucleotide messenger RNA. RefSeq lists its product as uncharacterized. The record is from RefSeq and is a predicted model, not a curated record. The transcript has 4 exons. Lineage: Eukaryota; Fungi; Ascomycota; Eurotiomycetes; Eurotiales; Aspergillaceae. Gene Ontology annotation, molecular function: deaminase activity. The coding region runs from base 1 to 390 and encodes 129 amino acids. Gene Ontology annotation, cellular component: cytosol; mitochondrion.